This is a messenger RNA of Effrenium voratum, 1121 nucleotides long. The record is from the annotation of a GenBank genome assembly. Lineage: Eukaryota; Dinophyceae; Suessiales; Symbiodiniaceae.
AGCUGUUCCAAGCGAGGGAGCCGGGUCUUAAGUAGAUGGCACUGCAGCCAUGCGCGCCCACGGCCCAGGCUCGAUGGGCGCGGACAGUUGAGCCGCGCCAGACGCUCCAGGCGCGCCAGGCGCGGCCGGAGCCGGAGCCGGCGCUGGCGCUUGGCCGCGGAAGCCCGGCGGCCACCUUGGCGCAGGCUGCCAUCCUUAGCGCGCUGUGCAGGAGACGCAUGGCCCCUGCGCGGCACAGCAGUCGUGCAGAAGUGGUUUGGCCUGACACCGUGGGCGGCUACGCGGUGCGGCCGGUGCUGGCGUCCUUGCCGGGCUUGGGCGACAUUGGCGCCCUUGUGGUGGACGAGAACGCGGAUGCCGACUCCAUCGAGGAUGUCCCAGAGUGGGUACCAGCAGAGUGGCUGAGUCCGGUCAUGGGAGAUGACACCGUCUCCGACGUCUACGGAGCCAUUGGCGUGUGGCCCGCUGCCUUCGUUGCAGCCCAGGAACUGAUGCGCUUUGCCGAGUCGUCUGACGAGGCCUGGAGCUGCUUGGAGUUGGGCUGCGGCGCCGGCUUCCCGUCACUCGUUGCGGCGCGCUUGGGUGCCACGGUCUACGCCUUGGACACCGAGCAACUGACGCUGGAUCUUCUACAAGAAGCCUUCAACCGGCAGUGCGCCGGCAAGCUCACCACAGUACUGGGGGACGCCUGCGACCUGCAGGACGAGCUGCUGGAGUCUGUGUCCGUGGUGAUCAUCAGCGACUUGCUGUACAGCGUGCAGCUGGGACGCUCUUUGGGUACGCGCUUGGGCCGAUGGCUCCGCGAGGCGCCGGGCCGCGGGCUCCUGCUGACGGACGGCGGCCGCUCCGGGCGCGCCGCCUUUCUGGAGGCCUUUGACGAGGCCUAUAAGAAGGCCUUCUUCGAGGAUGUGCCGGUUCCUCCCUGGGCCGCGCAGCGUGCGGACUUCUUUGAUGGCAACCACACCACCUCCGUGGGCCUCUUGAGGUACUGAAGCAUUGGCGGCUACUCGAUCUUGCUCCACUACUCGGCUCGCGUCACGCCGCAAUGGCCUUCCACCCGAAGAUGCAUCAAGCGAUCUCGAAGGAAUGUUCGGGUACACCCCCGGGUACCGGCCUUUUUC